ACCUGUGAUAUAGUUGCACCCGCAAACGUCUCGCUUGAUCACGUCGUGCACGUUCUGUGCCUUCCCCUCAUGCAUCCUCGGAACCGUUGAUAGGGUAGCGGAGAGGGCAAUGCAACCCCCGAAACCCACAUGGCUGCUGCGGUCCAGGCUGCUCGUGUACGCCAUCGUUAGCUGCCUCCUCAUCGCCCUGAGUACGCCAUUCCAGUUGGUUCAGUUCGCCUGUGCCGCCGAGAUCCUCGCCUCUCCUGGACCCGGAGAUGCCAGCCAGCUGGUGCUGCCCGCGCCCCUCGAUGAAGAGCUUGUACUCGCAGAGAAUGGCCAAGCCGAAAGAGAGGACGCAGGAGGUUACAUGCCUGACUUUGCCUACUUUGCGCGGAGCCUGCUGGGACGACAAGCACCGGAUGUGAGAAAGCUGGUGAACAACAACAAGACGGAAUUAGACAUAGGCCCCGACGCCACUACAUACUUCGUGUUGGAGGCCCCAAAGGGGAACAACAGCGUUUGGAUAUCUGCAAACACUUGUCAGCAGCCUGUGCCUCAGGGUAACCAGACGGGCCCAGCCUCGCCCCAACUCACCAUGUAUGUCUCGACAUCAACACGAAAUCAGAAGCCUGGGCCAAACUCGACCGACCAUCUUGCCACAAAUAAUACAGGCGUUGUAUUCGACGGCGGCUUCGCAAGCUUCAAGGCCAAUGCCACUUCGAACGUGUACAUUGGAAUCUCGGCACCAAAGCUCAGCGAUGACUGGUUUGGAAGUUGGCACUUCGAGGUGGCCGCUGGUACAGAUGGGCUCUAUCACAGCUAUAACGACUCGAAUCCCUUUCUAUUCAUGGUCGACACGGACAGCGAGUCUGCACUUUUCAUCACCUAUAACCUUACCGCAUCAAACAUAAACGCAUCCAAUGAAACCGAAAAUGUCGAUAGAUGGAAAAACAACAAUCCUUUCACCAUGUACGCCUUUCCAGCCAGCGAUCGUACACCAGUGACGGGGUUGGAACACUCUUACUGCGCCGUGAAAAGGCAGUUUACCAACACGACGAUCAGCAAUCUCACUACAGAUACUACCAUCACGACACGAUUUGGUGCCGGAUACCCCAAGGGCCAGUUCCACGUCCAGGGCCUCGAUGCCGCCAAAACGUACAAUGGCUUUCUGGUUGUACAAGGCAACGAAGAAACAUGGCAGCUACCUGGAGUCGGGACAGUGAGAGCCGGCGGCAAGGUCUUCCAGCAGUUCAACUGGACUACGAAAGCAGACGACUCUUGCCAAGUUCUCUUCGACCUCGAGUUCUGCGACUCGGUCGCCUAUGCGGUACCUUCUUCGCCUGACUUCAAGCUCAACGACGCCAAACUCAAAGACCUCUACGAAAAACAAGCGCGCGAAUACUACCAGAACUUCGAGAACUCACUUGACCAAGUGGCCUGCGAUGCCCCUUCCGAGUCUCAGUACUCACUUGCCCGUACCUGCGACCAUUGUCGUACGGACUACAAACGAUGGCUCUGCUCCGUCCUCAUACCCCGAUGUGAAGACUGGACUGCAGAGGAUUCUUGGCUUCAUGAGCGCAAUAUUAACGCCCCUUUUCCAAACGGCACUGUGCCUUACGGAGGAAAUCUAAGCAAAGAAUUCAACGAAACCAAGAGGGAUCGUUUCGCGUAUAGUCAAAGUCGCAACUCGAUGAUUGAUCAGAAGAUUAGCCCCGGUCCGUAUAAGGAGAUGCUUCCUUGUGAAGACUUGUGCUUCGACAUUGUCAGGAGCUGUCCUUCACAGCUUGGCUUCGCAUGUCCCAACCCCCCUGCCAGGGAGCUUUCAUACGGUCGGCGGGAUCCGACAGGUGAUAGAUUGACAUGUAGCUUUCCCGGCGCUGUCGUCAAGUUGAACGUGCAGGGAGCGGCGAGCGCGUUGAAUACGCGCAUGGGGAGUGUGGUAUUGAUUGCGUCGUUGGUUGUGACUCUGCUUUGGAUAUGAUAUACUGGCUAUAGCUGCUGUGUAUGGCAGACCACAUCGGGCACUGUUAGGACAAAUUACUGCACUUAUCGUAUGAUGUCGAACAACCUGCUUUCCCUACCGGUAGUUCGUUUUCCCGUUGGCUUAUUCCACCCUUGUAUUCAUGACAUAGCAAGUAAAGAGGCCGCGCGGCUGCCAUUAUUCCCGAUAUAUCUGAAAGAGUCUAUUUCUCCUGAACAGUAAUAUACACAAACGAUAGAGGCUUAUGAAGUCCAAAAAGAAGC
Molecule: messenger RNA, 2226 nt
Organism: Dothidotthia symphoricarpi CBS 119687
Lineage: Eukaryota; Fungi; Ascomycota; Dothideomycetes; Pleosporales; Dothidotthiaceae
Product: calcium channel subunit Mid1
Exons: 2
Coding region: 110-1963 (617 amino acids)
Biological process (GO): calcium ion import across plasma membrane
Molecular function (GO): calcium channel activity
Source: RefSeq, a predicted model, not a curated record